UUGUGGGAACUGGGGGAGGGAUUGGUUUGAGAUCAGACAAAGACUGAGCUGCUGAUUCCUCCAGUCUUGUUAUUCUGCAAAGUCUGGAAGGAGCAGCAUGGGCCUGGAGCUGUACUUGGAUUUGCACUCACAGCCCGGCCGAGCUGUCUACAUUUUCGCCAAGAAGAAUAACAUUGUGUUUGAGUUUAAGCAGGUCGAUCUGUUCACAGGUCAGCAGUACAGUGAGGACUUUGGCAAAGUGAAUCCCCUCAGACUGGUGCCAGCGCUCAAGGAUGGAGACUUCACCAUGGGAGAAAGUGUAGCGAUUCUCAAAUACCUGGCGUGUAAAUACAAGACACCCGACCCCUGGUACCCGGCUGAUCUCCAGAGGCGUGCCCGAGUGGAUGAGUAUCUGGCCUGGCAGCACAUGACCAUUCGAUAUCAGGGAUGCAGGGUUUUGUGUUCAGGGGCCUGUUGCCAGUUUUAACUGGGCAGAUAGUGCCCAAGGACAGAAUGGACGAGGCCGUACAGGAUCUGCAAACAGCCAUCCAGAUCUUUGAGGACACCUUCCUGCAGGACAGACCGUACACCGCAGGACAGGAAG
Messenger RNA from Hemiscyllium ocellatum (epaulette shark), 583 nucleotides. Its product is annotated as glutathione S-transferase theta-1-like. The record is from RefSeq and is a predicted model, not a curated record. Gene Ontology annotation, molecular function: glutathione transferase activity. Gene Ontology annotation, cellular component: cytoplasm. Lineage: Eukaryota; Metazoa; Chordata; Chondrichthyes; Orectolobiformes; Hemiscylliidae. The transcript has 4 exons. Gene Ontology annotation, biological process: glutathione metabolic process. Bases 98 to 466 code for a protein of 122 amino acids.